Messenger RNA from Rhipicephalus sanguineus (brown dog tick), 462 nucleotides. RefSeq lists its product as uncharacterized. NCBI's taxonomy places the organism in Eukaryota, Metazoa, Arthropoda, Arachnida, Ixodida, Ixodidae. The record is from RefSeq and is a predicted model, not a curated record. Bases 1 to 462 code for a protein of 153 amino acids. The transcript has 2 exons.
AUGUCAGACGAGGAAGGCACUUCAAGCUCAACCACAACCAACGCCUCCGAGUUAAAGCUACCUCAUUUCUGGCCCAAAAAUCCCAGGGUGUGGUUCAGCCAAGUCGAGGCCCGCUUCCAGCUUCGACGCAUCACAUCGCAGGAGUCGAAAUACCUCCACGUCGUUGCAGCACUGCCACCUGACAUCGCUGACGCCGUAGACGAUGUGCUCGCCUCCACUCCAUCGGAGAAGGCCUACGACGAACUAAAAAGCAUCGUCCUGAAACGCCUUGAGCUACUCCACCGAAUGCGUCAGCUGCUGGGACAACAGGCGUCAGAGGAGCGUCAACAGCCAUUGCUUCGCGAGUUGUUUUUGCAGAGACUGCCACAGUCAACACGGAUAAUACUCGCUGGCUCGGACGACGUGACUCUCGAGUGUCUGGCUCAACUCGCCGACCGCAUCACCGACUGCACCGAGCCAUGA